Messenger RNA from Phytophthora nicotianae INRA-310, 1188 nucleotides. RefSeq lists its product as hypothetical. Lineage: Eukaryota; Oomycota; Peronosporomycetes; Peronosporales; Peronosporaceae. The transcript has 2 exons. The record is from RefSeq and is a predicted model, not a curated record. The coding region runs from base 1 to 1188 and encodes 395 amino acids.
AUGCCACCACAACCUUCGUUUAACGAUUCCUUGCUUUGGGAAACCAGUAUCCACCUACCCGAGCCGUCCGGUGAAGACACUACCACGCUUUUGGGCAAGGGUUACCAACUCCCGCUGCAACACGAUUUAGAUGUCGUACCAGCCAGUCGUAAGCGAAGCAACAAGGAAAUUUCCAACUCAGGAAAGAAGCGUAAAACUACGUAUGAUGUGCGGCGAGAACAAAAGGUGGAGCUCACAGCACAAGCCGAAGAGCUGCAGAAACAGCUUGAUGAGCUCAAGUUUCGAGUACUAGUGGAGCAUGGAGAAGCUGCCAAGUGCAAUGAGCGAGUGGCAGCGGGGAAUGCAGUGCUGCAAGAGUUCAUUCAGCAGCAGCAUUUGGAGCUCGCGAAAAUGCAGGCAAUGCUUGCCAGACACUCGCAACAAAAUGUUGACUCAUUGCAUCCAGCGCAAACUAUGAUUCGGUUGGGAAAAGACCCAACUGAACGCCACAACGUACUGGCAGCACUCAAAGGCAAAAAGUUGCAAGAGGCGAAGCGAUUUAUCACGACGCGAAGCCAAGGGCUGGACCCCAGGUCUUCGUACACCCAAGAAGAACGAAACCACAGUGACACCUUUUGCCAAGUGAAUUUUGAAAACAUGAUCGUUAAGGGAGCUAGCGCUAGGGAAGUCUUCGACGCUUUCAUCGACGUAUCUCAGAACGCUGAAAUCAUCAUUUCCGAGAUGUUCGGCGGCAUUACUAUCCGAGAAAACAAUGACACAGACAAACGAGAUAUCUCACAGAUGCGUUUGAUGACUUCGACUACGCUGGGAACCGUGGUGGAGUCCAAUUCAGUCAUGUUUGCGGAGUUUAAGGAGGCAAAAGAUGACCAAGAUGAAAGCUGUGGAGUGAUUGUAACAGACUUUGUCGAUUCGGAUGAGCUGUAUCCCUACAAACCGGAGGAAAGGGUUCGACGCGACGCGACUUCUGUGUUCAUGAUACGUUCAUUCAAGGACAAAGCGAAAGAUUCAGAUAAUAAAGAACUCCUGGUUGUGGCUACUCGGUGGGUUUGCUUCAAGAUCCGAGGCGGCGAAAGCAAUCUCUCAGCUGACCCACUGCAAGAAUUACAAGAGAGUACUGUCUCCUUUGGUGGUACCAUGAAGAAGAGCAUCCAGCAGCGAUUGGGUAAUGUGAACUUGUACGACGAGUAG